Messenger RNA from Prorocentrum cordatum, 414 nucleotides. The record is from the annotation of a GenBank genome assembly. Lineage: Eukaryota; Dinophyceae; Prorocentrales; Prorocentraceae.
AUGGACGGUGACGCGAAUUUCGACGCAGCGGACGUGCAGGCCAUGAUGAACGGCGGGAUGAAAGAGUUAAAGCUCAACUUCUCGCGGCCAGUCACGAGCAAACGGGUGAAGAAGGCGCGCCAGAAGAGGAUCGAGGCGAAGAGGAGGCAGAGAGCAGCUGGCGAGGAAGAGGGCGAGAGGGCGCACCAGGAGGAGAUCGUCCGUAUGAACAAGGAGGCGGGCGGCGUAACGGGGACUGUGGCGAACAUCUUCGAGCACGGUGCCCACAGCGUAAGGAGGCUGGGUGAGAAGGGCGACGCCAUAUUCGACGCUGACGUCGAGGAGGAGGCUCAGGAGGACGAGAUCAUGGACAACCUAAGGCAGAUCUGGCCCUGGUUCACCAUCAUUGAGGUGCUCAUGUGCCUCGGCUUCUAG